UACAUCACCACCUCCCUCGUGAUUUUCCCUCCAUUUCCUCUUUUUUUGAACACUCUGUAACCACAACAACACACACUCACUCACUAACAAAAACCAUCCUCCUCCUAUUCUCAAUUCUCAACAACAUUACUUUCAUAAAUAAUAAUAAUAUAAUAACCAUUCAUUCAAUCAAACCCAAUUGUAGCAGUUUCAGAAUUCCCAAAAAUGUGUGUUCAACCUAUCAAGAAAACCUCAUCAGCUUCUCCUUCUCCUUCUCCCUCUUCUUCUUCUUCUCCAGAACCUAGCUCCUCACCCGAACCUAAUAACUCCACACCCGAACCUCCUUCUAAUUCACGCAAAAGAAUCACACCCGAACCCGGUACUCUUUCUUCUCCCAUACCUGCUCCUGAUCCCAAACCAAAUCCCGAACCUAACCCUAACCCUCACAAUGCAGAACCUCCUACUCCAACACCUCCCAAACCAACCUCCCGACGCAAACCUCCACCACCACCGCCGACUGCCGCCCAAAUCGCAGCGGCUUUCGGCGAAGAAGUGUUCGACGAUCUUCCGUCGUUAACUGAACCGGAACCGGAACCACUGAACAUGGUAUUUCCUUCGUAUGAUAUUUACCCAGAUAUGCUUUGCAAAGAUUGGACUUCUUCUUCGUGGAUCAAUAAAUUCGACGAAGAAACCUCCGUUCUUGGUCCUGCUCCUUCAAGCCCUGAAGAGGAUUACGAUGGACCGUUUCGUAUUCGUACAAAUCUUGAUUCGUUGUAUCGUCGUAGAAGAAAUUUUGAAAUUCGUAGUGAUACCUCCUCUUUGAAUUCUACACCCUUUGAUUAUUACGGUUUUCAAUCUGACGCGCUGCCUACGUCACCUUCAUCGAAAUUAGUGGGAGCUGGAAUUUCUAAUUUGGGAAACACGUGUUUUAUGAGUGCUAUACUUCAGUGUUUUACACACACUGUGCAACUGUUUCUUGGUCUUCGUUAUUCAACUCAUAAUUCUCCUUGUAAUGUGGUUGGUUUCUGCGCUAUUUGUGCUUUCCGUCAACACAUUAACGCUUCCUUAGAACCUUCUCGAAAUCCAGUUUUACCUACGAUGCUUGUUGAAAAUUUGAACCCAUAUAUGGUAACAGAAUUUUCAUCUAGUUUUAGAAAACAUCAGCAGGAGGAUGCACACGAGUUUAUGCAAUGCGCAUUGAAUAAACUUCAAAGAUGUUUUCCAAUUGGAGAAGAUAAUCUAGUUGAUCAAAUAUUUGGGGGUCGUCUUGUCAGUAAACUUCGAUGUUGCUGCUGUGGUCACACUUCUGAUACUUUCGAGCCAAUUAUUGACUUGAGUUUAGAAAUAGAAGAUGUGAGUACCAUUCAAUGUGCUCUGGAAUCUUUCACAAUGGUAGAAAAGAUGGAUUCAAAGUUUACAUGUAGUAGCUGCAACGAAGUAGUUACCAUGGAGAAACAGCUUAUGCUUGAUAAAGCACCUUCAGUUGCUGCAUUUCAUUUGAAAAGGUUUAAAAAAGAUGGAAACACUGUCAAAAAGGUUGACAGUCAUGUUUAUUUCACUAAGGACUUGGAUUUGCAGCCUUAUACCUCUGCUAAUGGCAGUGACAUUGUACCUUUGAAAUAUGAUCUAUAUGCAGUUGUUGAGCAUAGGGGAUCUUCCCCAAAUUCAGGGCAUUACUUUUGCUUUGUUCGUUCUUCUCCAGACAAAUGGCAUUUGAUGGAUGACUCUAUGGUUUCUAGUGUUUUUGAAGAGGAGGUCCUGACUCACGAGGCAUACAUACUGUUUUAUGCACGACAAGGUACACCUUGGUUUUCGAGUGUGGUGGAAAAUGAAGAGAAAGUUCCAAAUUCAAGUUCAGACAAUAAACAUGAUUCUGAUGAAGGACAAAAGGGUAAUAAACAUGAUUCUGAUGAGGGACAGAAGGGUAAUAAUAAACAUGAUUCUGAAGAGGGACAGAAGGGUAAUAAUAAACAUGAUUCCGAUGAGGGACAAAAGGGUAAUAAACAUGAUUCUGAUGAGGAACAAAAGGGUAAAUGUGAUUCGACGGAAGCAUAUGAUAAGUGUGUGACUGACAUGGAAGAAGAUGAAGAUGAAGUUGAUUCCAUGAUCUCAGACUUGACACAUUCAUCUAAAUCUAGCUAAUGAGAUGAGAGAAUGGUUGGUUUUAAGGUUCCCUUUCAUGUAAAAAUUGUUGAAUAUCUCUUUUUUUCAUGUUACAUGCAUAAAAAUUGUUUGAAGUUGUUGUGAAUAUGAUUCUGGUAUAGAUCAAUGGAAGUCAGUCUUAAAUACUCUCU
Molecule: messenger RNA, 2273 nt
Organism: Cicer arietinum (chickpea)
Lineage: Eukaryota; Viridiplantae; Streptophyta; Magnoliopsida; Fabales; Fabaceae
Source: RefSeq, a predicted model, not a curated record